Striga asiatica is the source of this 507-nucleotide messenger RNA. Lineage: Eukaryota; Viridiplantae; Streptophyta; Magnoliopsida; Lamiales; Orobanchaceae. The record is from the annotation of a GenBank genome assembly.
AUGCUUUCUAUGCUCAUAUUGCCUUUCCGCUUCAAUCCUCUCUUCUACACCGGUAUUGAUCCAUUCACUGAAGGAGUAGUUGGCGGAAGCGUCUACAUUAACAAGAAAAGGAAAAAGGUAAGGCGAUUCUCUAACAGCUCUUCUUCCAUGUCUAGUUAUGGAAAGCUGCCUCCGCCCACGCUUCUUCAGCUCACACUUCGAGUGGUGCAUAAUCGGGAACCAGCAGCAGAGAUAGAGACAUUCACUCAGAGAAUCAAUCAGAUGGCCUUUUCAAAGCACUUUGUACCAAUGCCAUAUGAAGACAAUGAAUAUGGCGAAUCCGAGGGAAACCAAGACCCAAAUCAGACAGAGCAAGAUAAACACAGAUGCCUUCCUGCCAACAUCUUCAUUCAUGGAUCAAUGGAUUCGAACAUCGUGGUGGAUGUGGAAGAUCUAUGCAAUCGCUCUAUCUCGGGCAAGGCCGUAUUCAUGGACUACUCACUUCACUCCUGCGCUCAAAAAACGUAG